AUGAUUCCAGAGAAGUGGAAAGGAGCAAAGCACACGCUUCUAGAGCGACCAUGGUUUAUCAUAGCUGCUCUAGCUGGUCUUUUAGGUGGCGCACUGCUCAUCACAAGUAUCAUCCGAGCUACGGACAGCACUCUAUCUUUAUGUUCCACCGCAAAAACCGCGGCGCGGUCCAUAGCCGAAUACUCAACCACACCAAUCCAGCUUCAAUCCAUCGUCCACUACGCGACCUCACAGACCGUUCCUCAACAAUCCUUCGAGGAGAUAUCUAUCUCUUUAAACGUCCUUAAGGAACGUAUACCUUGCAAUUUUCUUGUCUUUGGCCUCGGGCACGACUCCCUCAUGUGGGCCUCCCUCAAUCCACGUGGCACCACUGUGUUCCUUGAGGAGGAUCCUGAGUGGAUCCAGGCCGUCCUAAAGGAUGCACCGUCCCUGAGGGCUCACCAUGUUCAGUAUCGGACCCAACUUUCUCAAGCCGACAAUCUUCUCGCGACCUACCGGUCCGAACCCAAGUGUUUACCUGCCAAUGCUUUCCCGAUCCGCUACAACGAAAAGUGUCCAUUGGCUUUGACUUCACUUCCUGAUGAGUUCUAUGAUACCGAAUGGGAUCUGAUCAUGGUGGACGCACCAAAAGGGUACUUCCCAACCGCGCCAGGGAGGAUGGCAGCUAUAUUCUCUGCAGCCAUCAUGGCACGUAACCGGAAGGGUGCGGGCACCACGCACGUUUUCCUUCAUGAUGUUGACCGCAUAGUGGAGAAGACGUACGCCAACGAGUUCCUAUGCGAGAAGUACAGAGUCAAUUCAGCUGGUAGGCUCUGGCACUUUGAGAUACCCAACGCUGCUAACAUGAGCGACCAGCCUGGGGACCGAUUUUGCUAGGUUGAACCGAUCUUUGAUUCUUCGUUACUUUUAAA
Molecule: messenger RNA, 911 nt
Organism: Brassica oleracea var. oleracea
Lineage: Eukaryota; Viridiplantae; Streptophyta; Magnoliopsida; Brassicales; Brassicaceae
Product: glucuronoxylan 4-O-methyltransferase 1-like
Exons: 1
Coding region: 1-876 (291 amino acids)
Biological process (GO): xylan biosynthetic process
Source: RefSeq, a predicted model, not a curated record